AUCAUCGCUCAAAAAGAACGAACCAGGCGACCGACCGACAGAGUUCAGUGCAGAGCCGACAUUUUGUUUCUCGUCGAAUCCAGCCAACAACCGCAAAGUCUGUUCGCGAAGGUUUACAGGCCCGGAGGAAACAUCUUUUUCUCGUUCGGAAACCCACCCGGGGGUCGUGGUCCAAGUGAAGCAAUCAGAUCGUCGCGAGCUGUACGGUUCUGCCGCGGAUUAUUCCCGUUUCGGUGCGAAAGUUGGUCGAAGACCGAGUGUUCUUUUCUUUUCGUUCCGUGCGCUGCGGACGUGGACGUCUCUCUUGUGUUGCGCUGAAAAAGAAAAUCGCGAACAAGGAAUCCAGGACGGGCAUUUGCAAGUGCAGAAUAAAUAAAGGGCUCCGGUUUGGUUGAGAAAAAGAUAGAAUCGGUGAUGUGCAAGAAUCGGUCGUGAGUCAAGCUGAUCCUGAGAAGAAAUUACUCAUAAUCGGAUAACGUCGUCGAGGGGGAAAGAUUAACAAAUCACAGCUUUAGCAGUGUGUUUGUGCGAAGAACGUGACCGAAUACGCGGAUCAUUUGGAUUAAUACCAGUAACAGCAGCAGCAGCACCAAUUUCCUUGGCCGUUGAAGAGCGGAAAGGAGAGCAGUUGGGACAACCACCGGAGCAGCAAAGAAAAACAGAAACACGAUGGGUACCCGCGAUGAUGAAUAUGAUUAUUUAUUCAAAGUUGUGCUAAUUGGAGACUCCGGCGUCGGUAAAAGUAAUCUGCUAUCGCGAUUCACUAGGAACGAAUUCAACUUGGAAUCGAAAUCAACUAUAGGAGUAGAGUUUGCUACCAGAAGUAUAGAGGUCGACGGCAAAACAAUCAAAGCCCAAAUAUGGGAUACGGCCGGUCAGGAACGCUACCGAGCGAUCACGUCCGCGUACUACCGGGGCGCAGUGGGCGCUCUGCUCGUAUACGACAUAGCGAAGCACCUAACGUACGAGAAUGUGGAACGGUGGCUGCGGGAGCUGCGUGACCACGCCGACCAGAACAUCGUGAUCAUGCUGGUCGGUAACAAGAGCGAUCUGCGGCACCUGCGCGCGGUGCCCACGGACGAGGCGAAGGGAUUCGCCGAACGGAACGGCCUCAGCUUCAUCGAAACGUCGGCGCUAGAUUCGACCAAUGUUGAAACCGCAUUCCAGAACAUACUCACAGAAAUCUAUCGAAUUGUGUCGCAGAAACAGAUCCGAGACCCUCCAGAAGGCAGCGUGAUUAGACCGAACCUGGAAAACAUCGACGUAAAGCCGACCAACCCAGCGACCGAUUCGGUGCGAAAACAAUGUUGCCAGUGACCGCCACAAGCAGAAACACCACGAUCUGUUUUUAGUUCUGCUACUACAACCACUAGAACUACUACUGCAACUGCAUCUACUACUAUUACAACUACAACUAUUACUACUAUUAUUAUUACUGCAGCAAUGGCAACAUCAAGCAAGAUCUUUCUCAAUAGUAAUAAUAGUUUCGGUAAUAUGCUUUUGAUUUGAACACAAGAAACCCAAAACCUAAAGCAACAUGAAAUGAAAUGUUAUUGAUUGAAAACAAAAACAACACAAACACCCCUUCCCAUACCUACUAAAGAAACAAAGAAAAAAACAACAGAGAAUAAAGUAGUCAAAUUGGGAAACAAACAAAGAAAAAUACCAACUAAUUAAUUAACACACAUACUACUAUUAUCCCUCCUUAAAACGAAAAAAAAAAACAAAUCAAAUGUCAAAAUAAGAAUUUUUCGCAGUACUAGAUGUCCAAACUUUUCAGCGAGAGUAGUCGUUGAACAUAAGUAUUUGUUGUUUGAAAAAAAAAAAGUGGAACCGAAGAGUGCUAAUCCCAAUCUUUUGUAUUUUCUCAACCAUGGCUGUUCCCUUUGCAAUGGAAAUUUUCUCACGCAAAAACAAUGAAAAUAGUAAGAAAACGUCAUUUUUCGUUUGUGAUCGACAUGAAAUUGAUGUUUGCACAUUGCUAUGGAAGAAAAUAUGUUCACGCAAUCGUUAACAAAACCUCUAUUUAGUUUUGCUAUGUGACGUCACGGAUGAGAUGUUGUGUUCGUGAUGAUGAGAUAUGUUCAUGUCCGAUAUCCAUCGGAGGUUUGUUGGAAAAGGUUCAUCAGUUAUGCAUAAUUGAAUUCAUUGUACAAGAAAUACCCGAUUUCCUUAGACAACAAGAAACAUGUAGAAGAGCUUAUCAGCUUACCAAGUAAACAACAAUUUAUUUUAAGCGGACUAAUGGACUUUUCAAUGUUAAAAAAACGCUGAUAGGUCAAGAACUUUGUUAGCUUGAACACCUUUUUUUGACUCGUGAAGUCAUCUGGCAGGCUCAGAGAAAAAAUCACAACAGACUGGCUCAUUCGUAACCAUUCAUUUCGGAUCUAGGACUGACAGAGCGAACGGAUGAAAGUGUUUCUUAUUUUUUUGUUUUUUUUUUCUUCGUACAAUUUCGGUGAAGUUCGUACCGGGUUGGAAUAUUUCACAUGCAGAGAUAAAUCACACAGCAGAAAUGCAACGCAAGCUAGUAGAAAUUUCGCUUUAGUAAAAAAAGGCUGCUUUAUGCUGCAGGAAAGACGUAAUAUUCGAUAUGAAGAUGCAGAUCAACCGCAUAUACAGAUUAACACGCAUGCAACAGCAAAGGAAGGAAACUGAAGUCGCAGUAAAAUAAAGUCGUAUAAAACACACAUAGGUGAUAUGCGGGAGGAGAAUGAAGUAUAUUUUAAAUUAAUUAUGAUCAAAAUGGUAAUUACAAAUAAAAUUCACUUGGAGAAUAAAACGAUACGCUUUGGCGAGUGUA
Aedes albopictus (Asian tiger mosquito) is the source of this 2803-nucleotide messenger RNA. It is a transcript of the gene Rab11, whose product is annotated as ras-related protein Rab-11B. The record is from RefSeq and is a predicted model, not a curated record. Gene Ontology annotation, biological process: exocytosis. The transcript has 5 exons. Bases 670 to 1317 code for a protein of 215 amino acids. Gene Ontology annotation, cellular component: recycling endosome; Golgi apparatus. NCBI's taxonomy places the organism in Eukaryota, Metazoa, Arthropoda, Insecta, Diptera, Culicidae. Gene Ontology annotation, molecular function: GTP binding; GTPase activity.